AUGGCAAUGGAGAAGUAUCAGAUAUUCCUUCCUGUCUCUGACCCAUCAAGUCCUUCAUCACUAAACAUGGCAAAUCGUCAAAUCUAUUUUCAUAGUGACAGUGAAAAUGGGGUCAAGCCAGAAAGUAGAAUUCAUCAUUUGGAUGCUCAAAACAGUGUUUCUCAGACCAGUAGAGUCUCUAACAAUUCUGAGAUUAAGGUGAAACCAAGAAAGAGAGUAGGGGAUAAUAAUGAGUGUAGAAAGCAUAGAUAUGCAUUUCAAACUAGAAGCCAAGUUGACAUACUUGAUGAUGGUUAUAGAUGGAGGAAAUAUGGGCAAAAGACGGUUAAGAACAGCAAGUUCCCAAGAAGUUACUACAGGUGUACAUAUAAUGCGUGCAAUGUCAAGAAGCAAGUCCAACGCAAUUCUAAAGAUGAAGGGAUUGUUGUUACCACCUAUGAAGGAAUGCAUAAUCAUCCAUCUGAGAGGUGCUCUGAAAACUUCGAGGACAUCCUGAGACAGAUGCAAACUUACACUCCUUUCUAA
Molecule: messenger RNA, 525 nt
Organism: Dovyalis caffra
Lineage: Eukaryota; Viridiplantae; Streptophyta; Magnoliopsida; Malpighiales; Salicaceae
Source: the annotation of a GenBank genome assembly